AUGAGUGACAACAAAUCGACUUCUUCUGACUAUGAAUAUGUGAAUGAAAAUGGAAUUGAUAUUGAACUUAAAUGUGCUAUCUGUAUACAGCCAUUUUUAUUACCUACAUGGUUUAUUCGAGCCCGUACAUGUCCAACCUGUCGACAAUAUGCAAUAAGUUAUGUUAAACGAAACAAUCGGCUGGUUCAAACAUCUCCAUACGUUGCAAUCAACACUCGAAUAGUUACCAAUCAAUUGGAUCAUCUCCUGAUUCGAUGUUUACUCUGUGAUGAAACUAAUAUUCAACGGAGACAUUGGCAAAUUCAUCAGAAACGUUGCGCGAAAAGGACGGUUAUAUGUCCAGCAGCUGAUUUGAAGUGCUCAUGGGAAGGCACACGGGAAGCGUUGUUGGCCCAUUUAAGUACGUGCACAUAUUAUCAAAUGCAACCAGCUAUCAAUGAACUGAGAAAGGAAUUAACAACAGUUCAAGCGGUACAGAACGAAUUGAAAACUUCUGUUACUAUGUUGGAGAAGAAAAUCGAAUUUCUUUUGAAAUUUAUUAAUCAUGGUCAGAUCAUGAUGACUUCUUGUUCAGAAUCAGAAAACGAUUGCAAAUACAAUAUUAUAAAUGAUCUCCAUCACGUAUGGCGAUUUCUUUGUAGUAUUUGCAAUGAAUAUGUAUCACGUGAUCAAAUUCAGUUACAUGCCUGCUCUGGCAAUUGCAUUUGCCGAUCUUGUGUUUAUUCUCAGUACUCAAAUCACCGUCAAAUAAAUGAGUUAUCAAGUUGA
This is a messenger RNA of Adineta ricciae, 768 nucleotides long. NCBI's taxonomy places the organism in Eukaryota, Metazoa, Rotifera, Eurotatoria, Adinetida, Adinetidae. The record is from the annotation of a GenBank genome assembly.